AAAACGGUAACCUUUAGGAGAAAACAAAACGGUCCCAUUAAAAAUAAAAAUUUGAGCUUCUGUAUCAUAACUUUCUCUGUUCGUCUCCUCCGAAUUUUCUUGGUCUGGACGACAACAUCAGGGAUUUCGACAGCACGACCUUAGGUCUAGUCCAGAAGUGGAUUCACUCGAUCAUUUUUGGGGUAGCUGUGCUGUUGACCAGACCAUGGACAGUGGAGUUAGCACCCAACCUAAAUAUCAACAGAAGCAAAUGGGGUAUCAAGAGAAGAAGGCAGCAGUCGAGGGAGAGAUGAACAGAAUGAACCGACUCCCUGCGAACAGCACUUAUGCUGUUCAUCGCAUACGGGUCCUCAAUAAAAUACUGCAACUUUUGUCCAUUCAGAGAACUGCAUCGCAGGAUGAGGAGUUGGAGUUGCUUUUUUCUGGGCUGUCUCUGUGAACCAGCCUGUCUAGGCAGUGGACGUCAGAUCUUGGAUUCCUCUAUUCCUGUUAAAAAUAUGGUCAGGCCGUGUGUGCAAUGUACAAGAGUGGUGCACAGCCGUACGCUGAUGUUUAGUGGUUGUCAAUAUGUUUUGUAGCUAUGUGGAGAUGCCUAUCAACAUGCUCUGUAUAAUGUGGAUCGAUGAUCUGUAUCUUUGAUGAUCAAUUCGGCCUGUUUGGAGGUGUGGCCGCGCAGCCACCUACCAACCCUUAUGUUUAACUUUGGCCUGUUUGGUUUUUACUUUUUGAAUUUUGCUUGAUAUCAUAUAUUAAUGGACUUUUGGACUACCCCCAUUAA
Carya illinoinensis is the source of this 778-nucleotide messenger RNA. RefSeq lists its product as uncharacterized. The record is from RefSeq and is a predicted model, not a curated record. The transcript is spliced from 4 exons. The coding region runs from base 206 to 439 and encodes 77 amino acids. Lineage: Eukaryota; Viridiplantae; Streptophyta; Magnoliopsida; Fagales; Juglandaceae.